Molecule: messenger RNA, 3446 nt
Organism: Arachis stenosperma
Lineage: Eukaryota; Viridiplantae; Streptophyta; Magnoliopsida; Fabales; Fabaceae
Exons: 5
Coding region: 552-2396 (614 amino acids)
Biological process (GO): transcription initiation at RNA polymerase II promoter
Cellular component (GO): transcription factor TFIID complex
Molecular function (GO): RNA polymerase II general transcription initiation factor activity; DNA binding
Source: RefSeq, a predicted model, not a curated record
UUCUACAUGUAUCUUUUCUUUCUACACACUAGCAAUGCCAAAAAAGGAAAAGAAAAAGGACAAAAUGGUCAACCAUUGCUUUGAAGCUGAUCGUUUUGGUUAACACAAAUUCAAAGAAAUGACUCCAUUCAUAUCUAUGCCCGAAAGAAAUUGAACAGAUUUUCGCUGUUAGAGUAAACGAAAUGGGAUUCCAGUUCCAACAAAAAAUAAAGCUUCAUCCGGGAGAAAGAAAGAGUCCUUCUUAGUUAUGAAGUUAGGUUUGAGGCUUCAGCUUCUUGCUUCUUUGUAGUUUCAGCAAAACUGAGCUCUUCGAAACUUUCCAUCGAUUCCUCAUAUCGUCAUUCUCAAGAUCAGUUACUGUUAUUAUUGUUAUUAUUUUUUCCCAUGUCGAUUUUUGUUCAGCCUGAUUUCAGUUUUCUGCAACUGGGUAUUAUGCUCUCCAUGUGUUCGAUGAAUUUCCUGAGUGACACUUAGGAUGUUAUGCAUGUUACUGAAAUCUCUCACCAUUAGACAGGUCACUAUAUAAUCUGAAGAAGAGCUCAGAGUGGCAAAUGGAUUUUUAUUCGACCGUGUUCAUACUUGUUCAUCCCAAUGGAUAUGUAGAAGACACUGUAGAUGGACCCUUUCAAAGUUCGGAGCCUUUGUUGAUGAGCAUUCAUCGUCAAAAGUCUCUGCUUGAGUUGAAGAAUCUGAUAUUGAGGAAUAUGGGUGAACUUGAAAGGAAGCAGAUAUCUCGAAUGGCGUAUAGGUUGCAUGUUAAAAUUGGUCCGCAAGCAUCCGACUGUCAGGUUUUUUGGCUUAAGUCUGAUCAAGACAUUCAGUUGAUGUUUGGUUACCAUGACUCAAAUUCUGAGUUGCGGUGCAUAGAGUUGUAUGUUAAAGUUGAAGACACCAUUAGUUCAGCCAGUUCAAAAGCCAAUCCGCAAGUUGUUCAAUCGGAGAAUAAUGUUGGUAGAGGAGCAAAGAGAGUACAAUCACCAGUGACAUCCCCAAGUUUUGCGUUCCCCAUCCUUUUUGAAAAUUCAGAAGCUGUUGAUGGAAACAGAAGCAACAUUUGUGCAAGCCCAGCUAACAUGGCCUCAGGAGGUGUUGCAGUGGACAAAAUCCUUCCACCUAAGACUGGGAAUUUUAGGGGUGCCUGCAGUGCCUUUCCACCUCCAACUUCAAAGAAGCAUUCAUUUGUGGGCACAGGUGCUGAUCUAGGGCAUCCACCUCAGCCAAAAAUGCAAAAAAUGGUGGAUGGCAAAGGGAAGCCGGUUGAAAAUGGUGUGCUGCUCCCCGCCAUCGAGGAGUCCGAUGUGGAGUCCGAUGUGUACUCCAAACACUUUCAAGCCCAAGGUGUGUGCCCCAACUUAGAGCCACCCAUCACCUCCAACUCUCAGAUGGUGCUAGAAGGCCGAGUUAAGGAAUUGGAGAUCCGCCUUGAGUCAAAAGAAAACGAGAGAGCUGCCUUGGAGGAAUUGAAGGUUACUUUAACCGCCAAGAUUAGUAAUAUGGAAAACAAGCUGAAGGAGGCUGAUAAGGAGAAGUCACAGUUAAGGGAGAAGGAAACAGCAUCAAGAAGGAGAAUUGAGCAGUUGGAGGCAGAGGUCAAACAUCUAGGAUGUUGCGUCCCUGAAGCAAAGGAGAGAGCACACAGGAACAUCAUGGAGCAAGUGCAUCAUCUGGCUCCGGGUAUCGACUUUUCGCGUGUUCACCCUGAUUAUCAAGUUGUCAAUGGGGAGAUUGUAAAUCCUAACAAGGAUAGUGUAAAUAAUCCUCCUUUAUCACAGGAUGUUGCUUCUCAUAAUGUAAAUAACCCUCCUUUGCCACAGCAUGUUGCUUCUCAAAAUGUAAAUAAUCCUCCUCUAUCACAAAAGCAGUCUCAAGAUGAACGUCACCUACCAUACCCUGUACAAGCUUCUCUUCAAAAUUCUCAGACAGUUGGAAUUCAAAAUUUGGGAAAAGAUCCUGUUCCUAAUAAUGAGGUAGCCAAAACACUUAAUCCCAGCAGCGAAUCUCAGCAGUAUGCAAAGUUGCAGCAAAUAAGAAAUCAACAGGCUACAGUCAAUGAGCAGCGAGGAGGCCAAAUUAAUCGUCAAAAACAGGUACCGUUUGGCAUGUUUCUACCUAUCUUGAUACCUCAACUUCCCAAAGACCGAGCCAUGCAACUUCAAACUCUAUUUAGUAAAUUGAAGAAAGACGAAAUAGCAAAAGACAGUUUUGUGCAGCUUAUGAAAGGUAUUGUAGGGGACCAGAUGCUUAGAUUAGCAAUGGCAAAAAUACAAGCACAGCUGUUACAGAUGAGGCCCAACCAAGGACCUGUGGAGCAGCAGCACCCUGUUCGGAUGCCCACUGUUGGCUUAGGUGCAAGGCAAUUAAAUGAUCCGCAUGCUUUAGCUCCGCUUCAUCAGUGAAGUAUGAAUGCUGCUGCAGACCAAUCUCAUAUGACUUAUUCAGCUGUCCAAACUAUGGAGAACAAUGCUAGAAAAUAUCAAGAAUUGGAUGUUAGAAUGGAAACUCAGGGUUUGCAACCGAGCCAGUUGGCAUAUUCCAAUUCCAACACUGUUAAUCAGGAAGCAGAAAGAUGAUCUCUUCACAUACAGGGGCAAUAAGCAGCCACAGCAGCAGUAUCUACAUUUCCCAUCAGCAUAUGGUAGUAGUGGUGGUAAUUAUAAGCCUUUUUUCAGGGCCAACUAGUAGUACUGCUUCAUCUAUCAGACCACCACCAUAUGAGUCACAUAUGUAUCAAUUUCCGCCUCAAAGCACUUAUCCAAAUCACUUAGGUGGGACAACACAAGGCUUCAUUGGUAUGCCAAAACUUGAAUGGUAGAACACUUCCAAUGAUCCCAAGAGUCUGCCAGGUGAAUCUGUUGCUCUGUUAAACAAUCCAUCAUCCCAACAAACUCCAAAUGCAUGGCAACCACCAUCAAACAAAGAUCAAAAUUCAGGGCUAUUGUCAUCUGGUUAUGUAAAAAAGGAACUUAGUGAAUUACCCACUGAGCAGCGACAUAGGCAGAAUAUUUCUAAAAUGCAUGGAUUGCGUUCUGGUAAUUCUGCACAAAUUGAACCAGGAGGUGCCAAUCAAGGAACUAUAAAGGACGAAUUCUCAAGGGGCGUUCCAGCAUCCAGAAGUAUGGCACCUACAACAUCUACUGGCCUUAACAUCACUCAUUUCUGCUUCCCCUUCUGGAAUGGGUCAACUAGUUCCUACUGUCUCGUUUGAGAGUGAUAUACUUGAUCUUGACUAAUGCAGUGGCUUAACUUUUGUGGAUUAAAUACUGUCCAAUUAUGAUUGUUAAUAUGCGGUAUGCACCUGUAGUACCAACGCUAUAUUAAAUGUAUAUGUACAUAAUAUGUGUUCUCUUAGUGAUGAUAUUCAGUAAUUAAAUUGUUUGAUAGCUAUGGUUUUUUUUGCUGUCCUUAUUCAUAUUUCAAUCUUCUUGUAAGUCAGUUCUAAGAGAACA